CCGCCUAUCAUGAAGCGGCGGCCUCCGCUUUCCUCGACAUUUGAUCCUCCUCAUUCGGGAGUUCUCACUCCGGCUUGCCAAGCUUCCCAGCUUCCGUCGUUGUUAUCAACGACGACAUUUCGCUCGUCUUUCGCUGACCCUAGCUCGUCUCCCCAUCGGCAUCGUAUUCUCGCAACAUCUAUAUUCCCAUUGUGCCCCGUUCACCAGUCCUCUGCAGGUCAUGUAACUCAUGUCAAUGAUCUGCCCGUUCGGCACGGUCCGACGGACUUCAUCGUCCUACUUCCACGAUCGACAUGAAUGAUGAUAUUCGACCGAAAUACGCUAGUGCAAAAUUCCAUCAUGUGACAGAGACGGGCGGAAGAUAGAUAUACCGACCUAUUGUUUACACUCUGGUUUACAUUCUGGCUUACACUCUGGCUGUUCACCAAAACAUACAUUUAUGACCAUGGCAAUGGGUGACAUUGGGCAUCGGAUUCAGUGGGCCGACGAGGUUGUCGAUCUUGGCUUUGAGUACGCUAUAUAUGCCCCCUACGUCUCGUCCUCUUCCCCCGACACCCCACUCGAACACAAGUGACAGAAUGCUUCCUACGAAUACUCUUUUCUCUGUGUUGCUGUCUCUCGCCGUUGCGUCUGCUGCUGUCGUUCCUCGAGAUGCUUCAGCGUCCUUCGACCUGAACUCUGGUAGUGGUACUGCUGUAAAGGACCCAGCCCCUGUUGCUGUUUCCAUCGAGUUCUUUACCUUCCCCGGCUAUGUCCAAGAUCUCGACACUACAUCACAGUGUCUAAACAAUCUCGACCGGGCUGCUGGCGCAGCUACUCGAGUCCGAAUCGGCGGUACGACCCAAGACCGAGCAACUUACGAUCCCACGUCUUCCUCUGCCGUCAACUACUAUGUCGCCGACCCUGCCGAUGCCCCUGCUAACCUCACCUACGGCCCCUCCUUCUUUGACCUUGCCAGCAAGCUCAACGGACCCACUACUAUCGGAUUGAACAGGAGGUUGAACAAUAUCAAUAAUACUAUUGCGGCUGCGGAGCAGGCGGUGAAGACGAUGAACAACUUGUAUGCCAUAGAGCUAGGCAAUGAGCCAGACUUAUACUCUUCCUCUGACCCCAUCGCCGACGGUCAAUCCUGGACCCCCGCGCUCGACGCCCAAAUCCAAGUCGACUGGCAAAAGCAAGUAGCGACAUCCCUCAACAAGAAAGACAUCAUCCAAGGGGGAGUAUUCCUCCAACCUCCCAAGUUCUCCAUCCAAGAACUGGGUCCACUCGAGCAGUCCUCCGGUUCUAUUGACUAUGUCAAGUCUUGGGCAGACCAUGCAUACCCACAAUCCGCCUGUGGAGAUUCAACGACCAAUCUGGAGGGUCUACAGAACCACACGACUAUUGUGAACUUUGUGAAGGGCUUCGAGGCUGAGGUGACUGCUGCAAAGAGCCUUGGCGAGAGGCCAUUGUUCUUUGGCGAGACCAACUCUGCCACAUGUGGAGGAGGUGGAAUCUCGCCUACUUAUGGGGCUGCUUUGUGGAUUGUGGACUAUGUCUUCCAGAGCGUCAAGCUUGGGUACGAGAGGCUCUACUUCCACCAAGGUACCAUCGGUAACAGUCCUUACAGCUGGUGGGGCAAAUCUAACGUCUUUGCCCCUUACUAUGGUGCAUACUUUGCCGCUAGCGCACUCAAAGACGUCACUUCCAUCUCCCAGAUCGAUGACGGCUCCUCUCAUGUCGCCGUCUACGCCCUCCACUCGCAUGACUGCAUCUCCAAAGCUGUUGUCCUCAACACCUUUUACUAUCCCAACACUACCACCACUGCCCGUUCUUCUGAGGACAUCACUCUCACCGGGUUACCCAAUGGGGUGAAGAAAGCAAAGGCGAAGCGGUUGACGGCGGAAUACUCUACGUCUCAGGUGGAGUUGGGGCAGGUCCCGACGUUCGGUGGACAGACGUUUGACAAUGAGUCUUGUCAUGUGCAAGGGAAGGAGCAGUAUGAGACGGUGGAAGUGAAUAAGGGGCGGGCUACCAUUAGCGUCGCUGCUUCCGAGGCCCUUUUGAUCUACUUCUAGGUGCUUGGACGGUAGAUACUGUGUUCUUAUAGUAGUAUAAUAAAAUGAAAGGAAAUAAGAGAUAUAGGUAGUAACAACACAUAUCCCACAAAGAGUAAGAAGCAG
Molecule: messenger RNA, 2162 nt
Organism: Cryptococcus deneoformans JEC21
Lineage: Eukaryota; Fungi; Basidiomycota; Tremellomycetes; Tremellales; Cryptococcaceae
Exons: 7
Coding region: 522-2057 (511 amino acids)
Source: RefSeq, a predicted model, not a curated record